AUGGGGUUUUGGAAGAGAAUCAUCGAGCUCCUCAUCUUCUCCUCUGAGUACGAGGGGCAGAGCAAGCUCACGUCCGAGUUUUCUUCCCUUGAUCGCGUCGGCCCGUUAAGUGAAGGGUUUCCUAAACCAGCCGGCUCAUGCAAUACCCGCGACAAUCGCAAAUGUUGGACUGACGAUGGUUUCAACAUCAUUACCGAUUAUGAAAUCCAAACUCCGAAAGGGGAGGUUCGAAACUUUUACUUGGUCAUCACGAAUGAGACUAUUGCUCCUGAUGGAUACAAGGUUCAGAGAAUGCUGUUCAAUGGAACCUAUCCUGGGCCAACGCUUGAGGGAAACUGGGGCGACACAUUCAACAUUACCAUCAAGAAUGAUCUUAAGAACCUGAACGGAACCUCCAUCCACUGGCAUGGUAUCCGCCAACUGAACACCAACUGGAUGGACGGUGUUCCUGGAGUGACUGAAUGUCCGAUACCGUUCGCAGACGCCGAUGGGCUAGUAGGCGCACUGAAGAUUAACGGGCCUACAAGCAUGAACUAUGAUGAAGAUCUUGGUCCAGUCUUGAUCACUGACAACUACCACAAGACUGCUUUCUCCCAGAUUCAGCUUGAAUACUUAGGUCGCCCGCCCGCCCCUGAUAGCUUCUUGAUGAACGGCAAAGGCAAAUACUACUGCUGCCCAAAGCUUGACAAGGAGAAGCUAUGCGUUGGCGGGUCACAGCGAGAGUCAUUCAACUUCGAGGAGGGCAAGACUUACAAAAUGAGCCUUGUCAACACAGGAACAGCAACUCACAUGACAUUUUGGAUCGACAACCACGAUUUCAUGAUCGUUGCUGCCGAUUUCGUGCCUAUUACGCCCCGUCCUGCGAAGAUCUUGAACAUUGCCAUCGGACAACGUUACGACAUCAUCGUCAAAGCUAAUGCCAGAGAAAAAAGCAAAGAGACGGACUUUUGGAUCCAUGCUCGUGAUUGCGCACAGGGUGGAGCCCCUUCGAACUUGGGUAUUAUCCGCUACAACCCCAACUCUCAUUACAUCCCUCAUACUCCUCCCAUCGACGAGAAGCAUGUCUGCUACGGCUGCCUUGACGAGAUCAGCAAGACACUAGAGCCCAUCGUCCCCAGGAAGGUUGAACUUCCUGCCAAUAUGAAGUACAUUGAGGAAUCAUUCAAGGUCCAUUUGACCCCUGAUAAGGUAAAUCCUCAGUUCCACAAAUGGGUACUUAAGGACUCGACCUUUCAACUGGAUUGGGCCGAACCCAGUCUGAGCCUUGUCAAAGUUGCCUACGACAAAGGCUGGACCACAAUGCGAUUUCCUGAAGGCUACGAGCCUGUAUAUUUGAACUACACCCAGGAAAGCUGGGUGUACUGGCUUAUUGAGGGCAAGUUCAAGGAUUCUCUCGACGAUGACCCCUCGUCACACAAGAUGUACAAGAACCAGGCACCAGUGGCUCACCCGAUGCACAUCCACGGACACGAUUUUGUCAUUCUAGCGCAAAGUGAGAAGGAAUUUGAUGGUACCGUCGACCUCAGCCCCGAAAUCGCCUGGCACGCCAGCGGUGGACUCGCCCUUCAGUUUAUCGAGUCGCCGAAGGAUAUCGGACCGGCUUUUGCGAAAUCUGGUCGUAUGCCCCAAUUCGCGGAGACAUGUACCAACUGGGCUGCGCAUUACACUCUCUUUAACAAGUUCAAUGACGCCGUGCAGGAUGACUCCGGUAUCUGA
Molecule: messenger RNA, 1716 nt
Organism: Colletotrichum chrysophilum
Lineage: Eukaryota; Fungi; Ascomycota; Sordariomycetes; Glomerellales; Glomerellaceae
Exons: 6
Coding region: 1-1716 (571 amino acids)
Molecular function (GO): oxidoreductase activity; copper ion binding
Source: RefSeq, a predicted model, not a curated record